This is a messenger RNA of Penicillium digitatum Pd1, 2088 nucleotides long. The record is from RefSeq and is a predicted model, not a curated record. NCBI's taxonomy places the organism in Eukaryota, Fungi, Ascomycota, Eurotiomycetes, Eurotiales, Aspergillaceae.
AUGUCACCUGCGCCUGUAUAUCCGGCUCAAACUGAUGAGCACCAAUACUGGACCGAUCCCAUUCUUUGCGAAGAAACUCGAGCCAGACUGGAACAUUUUCGCAGUCUUGGAUGGCUCCCUCCAAACUUCAAGCCAAAGACCUUGGAAGGCAUUGCUGUCGUCGAACGUUAUUGGCGAAAAUUUUGCAUUCAAUCGAACGAGGACUAUGUGGACUUUCUUCUUUUGGAGGAUCAGACGAUCUACAUGAACUUUUUUGAUUGGAUGUUCAAAGCAUCACGAAAGAAACUGCUUCAGUCGUAUGAUGAAUACUGGCGACGCCUUUGUCAAUACUUCGAGCUCUUCGCCCGUCGCCGCGUCGGUGAGGAUGCCCGUCAACAGAUGCGACGAGUAAGUUAUAUCCUGUCUGUUCUUAAACAGAGUAUUCUUACCCUAGAAAAGUUUCUCGCGGGUGUAUUCCCAGCUGAGCGCAAAAUUCCCCGACGAACAAAGGACAAAAAUACUCUGGAUGUGGAUGCUUUUGGUGUGAUUUACCGGCAUCACUGGGUCCAUUCGAGAUUCUUUCGUCACGGGAGCAUGAUUGUUCAGUUUGCUACAGUCCAGCUCUGGUCCGCCAUAACAGGCACGCGACCUGGCGUCUUACUUCCUCAAGACACCUCGUCGCCUGGCAAUCCAGUUUUGGGCAAACGCAAACGGGAUGACACCUUCCAGAGUGAUCUUCCAAAGCACAUUUCCUUGAAAGAUCUUCCGGGCUCGGUCUGCUAUCGCGAUAUCGAACUUUUCUAUCUGAAAGACCUUCAAAGUAAACGUGAUGUCCUCUGUGCUAUCAUCGAGUUUCGCAAUCUCAAAGGUCGACCGGAAGGCGCUGAUGGUCGGCAGGCGCUCAAGGAGUUAGGUCGAGAUGCUAGAUUCGAAUACGAUAUUGGGCAUUAUAAUUUCCGCCGCUGGACGGCAAAUGAAGUCAACAAAAAUUUUACCAGCCAGGAGCGACAAAGGGUGCUCGGGCAGUCUGGUGACGCGGUGUUUGAAAAACAUUACCGAUCACAAUUUAUUGCGCGCGACCUUCAGCAUGUCGUUCUUCUUCGACCCUCCCAAGAAGGUCUGGUACGCUUCGCUGGGAGUAUGCUUAGGAAGAGAGAUUUAUCGGCACCAUCUGAUCUUACCGAAGCUCAUAAACGUGCCAUUUGCCAGAACCCUGAAAUUCUGCAACUGAGACGCGAGAAAAGAGAGCUUAUGGCGGAGAUGCGGUCCGUGGCUGGCACAAUCAAGAACGCCCGUGACACCUUUCCACACCUCUUCCAAAGGCAUGAGACCGUCAAAAAAGACAUGGCCAAACUUCGGAAAACGUUGGCGAUCGAAACUCGCGAGACAGCCAGAAAGGACUAUUUCAAUAAUGCCCCCGUGCUUGAAGUUGACCGACAGAUCAAGCAAAUGCUUCUCGGCGAAUCUGAUGUUCAGGAACGCGAUGCUGAUAGUUCCGCUGAAGAAGACUGGGAGCUCCCUAUCCCGGGCUACGUAUUUCCUGAACGAGCUCGGCUUGUGGAGAACUUUUACGGCCCUGACGCAGAAGACUUUCAUGAGGACAAAUUACUUACUCGACACAUCCAGGUUACCAAGGACAUGGUUGCGCUUCUACUGCUUUGCGAGCCGAGCAGGCGAGGCAACCGUGUCAAUUGGGAUUUCGAUGAAGAGGUAAACAUCCCUAUUGAACAGCCCGAGCAACUGGCGUCUGAUGAUAAUACACAAAUAUGUCCAACGGAUGUUUGCAUCAUCUGUUUUGGUGAGUCUCGUCGCUCGGCGUCGAACCCGCCUCCACAUAAAUUUCCUUCGAAGCGACCGGACUCACUUCGUCGUCAUCUCAUCGACUCGCAUCUGGUUCAUGCAUACGACGGGAUUAGCUGUAACUGGGAAGUCUGUCUCGAUCUUCCCAAGUUUGCCAAAAUCACCGAAUUCUUAGCCCAUGCUAAUAAUGAACACAAAUAUGAUGUCAGUAUCAAACUAUGUCAUCUCACCGAAAGGCCACGGGUUAGCCACGAUGACGGUUCUUCCAGGGAAACAUCUAUGGAAUCUGAGAAUCGGGCAAGGCACUGA